UGCUUUUACUGCAAGCCAACCAAAUUAUGCGAGGCUGGUGAUUUGGUGAAGAGCACUCUCCAAAAGUCUUGCGAGGGUCAGGAAUGGAUGACAGAACAGUGUCUGGGUAGGAACUGUUGCUCAAUUUAAAGCAAUAGGUUUCUUUUAUAUCUUUGCACAUGUCUUUUCUUGUUUUCCCCCCAAGCACUCAGACUUAUCAAGGGGGAUUUCAAUCAUUAUCAUUACCGAUGACGGCAUAGUUACCUUUAGUUUGGCUUAAUUAUCGUAAGAGGAGACCUUCCAGUGAUGACAUCCUCACUUUAUUUGUUAAGACAUUAUUGCGUUUUCCCAGAAAACUCUUCGGUAAUCCAGACAAUUUGAUGUAAAAAAAAAACAUGAGAAAUAUUCUUAUUCGAUUAGUUGCCCCAACCAAAGCUUCAAAAGGAACGAUUUUAAGUUUUUUUCAACAAUUGUUUUCUGGAUAUUAAAGAUUGUAUUGAAAUGUAUUUCUUUUAGUCACUGGAAAAAUUCUUCUCAUUGCCCUGCCUGUGGCGGGUUUCGUGUUGCUUGUGACAAUAGGAUGUUGCAUUUACUGCUGCUGUUGUCGAAAAACGAGAGCAAGGGGAGGGUAGGUAUUGUGUGAUUAUCGAUAUCUAAGAGACUCUCCUGUAAACGUCGUAAUCUAUAUGCUAGCGUCUACAAGUACUUUGUAAAAUAUAAAAAACUAACUGCAAUGGCCAAAUUGUGGUGAGCAGUAGUAAUGAUAAUGUAAAAUAAUAAUAUCAACGAUAAUUAUAAUUUAGCAGUAGACAUUUCACGAGGUGAAAGAGAUUCCCUCUUUCUCCCGUGUACCCCCAUCCACACUAGACUCUUUCAUUACUGUAAACGGCGUAACUGAAUUUUUAUAUGAUCCAGGGGCGGCAAAGCGUUUUGAAACGUGGGAGGGGAGGGAGGAGAGGGGGUUCAUCGCACAAUGAACUUAGUGUAUAAUCACAGUCAAACUUAGAAAAUGCCCUUGGCGUAGUUUGUCGGCACAAGCAAACCUCUUCACGUUGCGCCGGUAGAUCGAUAAGUCCUUGAACAUGUUUCGCUAGGCGCGAUCCGCCAUGUAAAACGAUUUAUGAGGGGAUCACUUUGGGUUGUAUCUUUCCGAGACAAUUUUCUGGCAAUAAGCUCUGCAUUGUCGUAAAGAGAGGAAUCUGGCUCCUCGUAAAAAUUUUCGUGUUUGUUAUGUUUUCUAGGAAAGCCUUUUCCUGCUCACCCUCUCUGCUAAUAAUGUUUCUGCACUCGUAUCUUUCGUUUUCUGUGUGAGCAUGCGAGUAAAGAUCACACCUAUCCUUCAUUGUUCAAUCAAAACUCCUCAGGUGAGAAGUUGUCUUAAGAUUGAUUUUCUUUAUCUAGGACUGACAAAGAUGAGGUCAAGUCUCAUCAGAAGAGAAAAAAAAUAGCCGAUAAACACAAGGAAAGGUACUAUAUAUAUGAUACACAACCUUCAAGUUGAUGACGAUUUCAGUUAUCUUUUUUGUUGUAAGAUAAUUUAAAUUAAUUCUGCCUUCUUUUAGGGAAAAAGAAAGGCAAGAGAAACGUGACGAAAUCAGGAAAAAAUACGGUAAGUGA
Pocillopora meandrina is the source of this 1596-nucleotide messenger RNA. Lineage: Eukaryota; Metazoa; Cnidaria; Anthozoa; Scleractinia; Pocilloporidae. The record is from the annotation of a GenBank genome assembly.